Molecule: messenger RNA, 3276 nt
Organism: Arxiozyma heterogenica
Lineage: Eukaryota; Fungi; Ascomycota; Saccharomycetes; Saccharomycetales; Saccharomycetaceae
Gene: CRM1
Product: exportin CRM1
Exons: 1
Coding region: 1-3276 (1091 amino acids)
Biological process (GO): ribosomal large subunit export from nucleus; ribosomal small subunit export from nucleus; protein export from nucleus
Cellular component (GO): nucleus; cytoplasm
Molecular function (GO): small GTPase binding; nuclear export signal receptor activity
Source: RefSeq, a predicted model, not a curated record
AUGGAAGGUAUUCUUGAUUUCUCUAAAGAUUUAGAUAUCAAUUUAUUAGAUCAGGUUGUGAGCACUUUUUACACUAGUUCAGGUGCUCAACAAAAGGAAGCUCAAACUAUUUUGACCAAAUUUCAGGAGCAUCCGGAUGCUUGGCAGCGUGCGGAUCAAAUCCUACAAUUUUCUAAAAAUCCUCAGACCAAAUUUAUCGGUCUAUCUAUCCUUGAUAAAUUAAUCACUACGAAAUGGAAACUAUUACCAAAUGAACAAAGAAUAGGUAUCAGAAACUUUGUUGUCGGUAUGAUUAUUUCAAUGUGCCAAGAUAAUGCACUUUUCGAAAAUUCUAAGAAUUUAAUUAAUAAAUCGGAUUUAACUUUGGUUCAGAUCCUUAAGCAGGAAUGGCCACAGAAUUGGCCUGAGUUUAUUCCUGAAUUGAUCGGGUCUUCCACCUCAUCCUUAAACGUAUGCGAAAAUAACAUGGUUAUUUUAAAAUUGUUGUCUGAAGAGGUCUUUGAUUUUUCUGCUGAACAAAUGACUCAAGCAAAAGCUUUACAUUUGAAAAAAUCCAUGUCUAAAGAAUUUGAACAGAUUUUUAAACUAUGUUACCAAGUUUUGGAACAAGCAAAUUCAUCCUCUACCUUAAUUGUGGCCACUUUGGAGUCGUUACUUAGAUAUCUACAUUGGAUCCCAUACCGUUACAUUUAUGAGACUAAUAUAUUACAACUAUUAAGUACCAAGUUCCUUUCUUCUUCAAAUACAAGAUCCGUGACUUUGAAGUGUUUAACAGAAGUGUCUAACUUAGAAUUACCACUCAACAAUCCUUCAAUUGUCACUCAAACUGUUCUAUAUUUCCAAAACGCUUUACAACAGAUCUCUACUAAUGUCAUCCCUAUAGAUGCAGACUUGAAAGCUACUUACAAUUCGGCUAAUGGUAAUGAUCAAUCCUUCUUACAAGAUUUUGCAAUGUUUUUGACUACAUAUCUGACUAACCAUAGAUCCUUAUUGGAAAGUGAUGAAAAUUUAAGAGAUUUGCUGAUCAAUGCCCACCAAUACUUAAUUCAAUUGUCAAAGAUUGAUGAAAGAGAACUGUUCAAAACCACUUUGGAUUAUUGGAAUAACCUCGUUUCCUCCUUAUUUCAAGAGGUUCAAAAGAUUCCUGUCAAUGAAAUGAAUCCAUUGAUGCAAUUAACUGUAGGUAACCAAUCCGUAUCAACUGGGUCGGGUGCUUUGAACCCAGAGUACAUGAAACGAUUCCCAUUAAAGAAACAUAUAUAUGAGAAUAUUUGUUCUCAAUUAAGAUGGGUUAUUAUUGAAAAUAUGGUUAGACCAGAAGAAGUCCUUGUUGUGGAGAACGAUGAAGGUGAGAUUGUUAGAGAGUUUGUUAAGGAAUCAGAUACAAUCCAAUUAUAUAAAUCUGAAAGAGAGGUGCUAGUCUAUUUGACCCAUUUGAAUGUUGUUGAUACUGAACAAAUCAUGAUUAACAAAUUAGCUAGGCAGAUCGAUGGUUCUGAAUGGUCCUGGCAUAACAUUAAUACCCUGUCAUGGGCCAUUGGGUCUAUCUCAGGUACUAUGAGUGAGGACACUGAAAAAAGAUUCGUGGUUACUGUGAUUAAGGAUCUUUUGGCCUUGACUGAAAAGAAAAGGGGCAAAGAUAAUAAAGCUGUGGUGGCAUCAGAUAUUAUGUAUGUUGUGGGUCAAUAUCCAAGAUUCCUAAGAGCACAUUGGAAUUUUUUGAGAACUGUUGUGUUAAAACUAUUUGAAUUUAUGCAUGAAACCCAUGAGGGUGUCCAAGAUAUGGCAUGUGAUACUUUUAUAAAGAUUGUUCAAAAAUGUAAGUACCACUUUGUUAUCCAACAACCACGUGAAUCCGAACCAUUCAUUCAAACCAUUAUCAAAGAUAUUCAGAAGACUACAAGUGAUUUACAACCACAACAAGUCCAUACUUUCUAUAGAGCAUGUGGUAUAAUCAUAUCUGAGGAGAGAAACCAAGCUGAAAAAAUUAGAUUGUUGGGUGAUUUGAUGCAAUUACCCAAUAUGGCAUGGGAUGCUAUUGUAGAACAAUCUACCGCCAAUCCAUCGUUAUUGUUAGAUUCAGAGACUGUUAAAAUUAUUGCCAACAUCAUAAAAACUAAUGUUGCUGUCUGUACAUCGAUGGGUGCAGAUUUUUAUUCCCAAUUAGGUCAUAUCUAUUAUAAUAUGUUACAAUUGUAUCGUGCGGUGUCCUCAAUGAUUUCAAAUCAAGUAGCCACAGAAGGAUUAAUUGCUACAAAAACUCCAAAAGUACGUGGUCUAAGAACGAUUAAAAAAGAAGUGCUAAAAUUAAUUGAAAUUUAUAUUAACAAUGCUAAGAAUUUAGAUGAUAUAGUUAAAGUGUUAGUGGAACCUUUGUUAAAUGCAGUGUUAGAAGAUUAUAUGAACAAUGUCCCAGAUGCAAGAGAUGCAGAAGUGUUAAAUUGUAUGACUACUGUAGUUAGUAAAGUUGGUCAUAUGAUUCCACAGGGUGUCAUAUUAAUCUUACAAAGUGUCUUCGAAUGCACGUUAAAUAUGAUAACCAACGAUUUCACAGAAUAUCCAGAACAUAGAGUUGAGUUUUAUAAAUUGCUAAAGGUGAUUAAUGAAAAAUCAUUUAGAUCAUUUCUGGAGUUACCACCUGCAGCAUUCAAAUUGUUUAUUGAUUCUAUCUGUUGGGCCUUUAAACAUAAUAAUAGAGAUAUUGAGGUCAAUGGUCUUUCAAUUGCAUUACAAUUAAUUAAAAACAUUGAGAUGAUGAAUAACAGUGGGGAUGAAACAAGUGUGCAAUUUGCCAACAAUUUCUAUCAAAACUACUAUUUCUUAUUUAUAAGUGAAACGUUCUAUGUUUUAACCGAUAGUGAUCAUAAAUCUGGGUUCUCUAAACAAUCAUUAUUAUUGAUGAGAUUAAUUUCAUUGAUAUACGAUAAUAAGAUCCAAGUACCAGUUUAUAAAAACGGUGAUGCACCAGAGGGUACAUCGAACCAAAUUUUCUUGAAUCAAUAUCUAUCGAAUAUGUUAGCCAAUGCGUUCCCACAUUUGACAGCAGAACAGAUCACUAAUUUCUUAAAUGCAUUGACUAAACAAUAUAGGGAUUCGAUAAAGUUCAGUGGUAUAUUAAGAGAUUUCUUGGUACAAAUUAAAGAAUAUGGUGGUGAUCCAACAGAUUAUUUGUUUGCAGAGGAAAGAGAAAAUGAAUUAAACGAACAGAAUAGGAUUCAAAAAGAACAAGCAGCCAAAGUUGGUGGGUUAUUGAAACCAUCUGAAAUAGAUGAUUAA